UUCAACGGAAUCUACGGAAAAGAUACGACGGAAGACAAACACGGCCGACGCAAACGUACGGGGAAUUCGCGACGGGCAUAGAGCGCUUAGCGAGAACGACUUGACAAAUACGUGGGUUUCAACGCGUCCGGCCACCGUUGGCGUUUCAGACGGCGGAGGACGAGGACGACGACGGGAAGAAGGCGUAGGAGGAGGAGGAGGAGGACGAGCACGACGACGACGACGACGACGACGACGAAGAAGAAGAAGACGACACUAACACACGCCGUGACUCGCCGUCCGUCGGUAGAUCUCGUCUCGGUCCGUCAGUCAGGAUGUCGAAGCCCGUCGAAAAGCCGGAGCAAGUUUUAAUUAUCGAGCCACAGAGCGAGCUGCGAUUCAGGGGCCCAUUCACUGGUGGCCCAGUCACAUCCUAUAUAAAAUUGAUUAAUCCCACAAACAAAAAAGUAUACUUCAAAAUAAAAACUACUGCCCCAAAGAGAUAUUGUGUACGUCCAAACUCUGGAGUUCUCAAGCCAAAGGAUGUCACUGAAAUAGCAGUAUGCUUACAACCCUAUGAUUUUGAUCCAUCUGAGAAAAAUAAACAUAAAUUUAUGGUGCAGACUGUGGUAGCACCAGACGACGACGAUGAUGAAUAUCCAAUGGAUGUAUGGAAAGAUAUAAAUCCAGAUCAGUUAAUGGACUCGAAAUUGAAAUGCGUCUUUGAGAAUCCCGUGACUAGUACGACUACUACGGCUAAAACAACUUCAACUACAACAACAACUAAAGCAGAUUCUAAUGCGACUAACGGGAAGAACAAAACAGUUGGCGAUUCAGUCAAAUCGUCACCUAAGGUACUUGGAGAAACCGAAGAAAAACUGUUAAAAGCUGCACAAGAAGUUAAUCAGCUUAGGGUAGAAGAAAGCUCGCUUAGGCAGGAAAAUCUUCAACUUAGGGAAGAUUUGAUGAAAUGGCGAAACGCGGCGCUGGGCAAUGAUGCUAACCUCGCAGCAGCUAGAGGUCUAACUUCGCAGAGCAAUAGCCAGUUAUCUCCGACAUCGACUAGCAUCAUAAUCGCCAUCGCCAUGGUUAUAGUUGGCUAUUUGCUGGGGAAACUAAUCUGAACAGCCUUUAUCUUAUUAUAUAUACCUCAGUGUAUAUCCCCACCGCCCCCUCAUGAUUUUUUUAGCCUGUCCUCUGCUGUCACACACCAUCGUUUGAUCGCAGAUCACACAGACUCCAAAUAAUAACGUUGCGUUAUUCAAAUGUUCAUAAUAAAUGCUAUAAACACGAACGGUAGUGGUCUACAGUUAAUAGCUGCUCGUUACGGAUGUGUGCUUAAACCUGAUGAGAAAAAAAAAAGUUUUGGGUUUUAAAUUUAUUUAUUUCUAAAUUUUUUUAUAAAAUUGAGAUUGUGGAAUAACAUACGAUAUAUGAUUGUUACACAUUUUUUUUUUUUUGUGCCUGCUAUAAGAUAAUUUAUACUUUCGUUUCUCUUGUGCUUGCAAAAAGUAUUUUAUAUAAUACGCUUUUCUUUUUUUUAAUUUCGUUUUAUUCUACGAACUACAGCUCUCGCGUCCGCCCUCGAGGCAGUAUUGAGCAAAUUUUUAUUCGCGAAUGAUGAGUAAUAAUGAUUUCACCGCGGCACACGCUCGAAGUCUUUAUUCCUCGUGCAUUCGUGUUGUGCUCAACACUGCCUGCAAAACAAAACAAAACAAAACAAAAAGAAAUUUAUUGAAAAUGUAAAGUUAUCGAUUACUGAUUGUAUCGCAUUCUCUCCCCCCCUCACACUUGUAUACCACACGUUCGGAAUAAACCGAGCUAUAUUGGUGCAAACACACGAUCACACACGAACGAGUGAGGAUGCGUCGUAGAUCGGCAUCCUUUUCUCCAACGCAAAUGUGCAACUCUCUCGCGUCAUCGUAUAAAUAACAUUGUACAACCGUCGUAGCGGAGAAUGCGGCGUGCUUCGGUUCGCGAUCGCGCCGAGCUACCUGAUGUUUUCUUUUACUUUCGCUCGAAUAUCAUGCGCCGCAUCCCUCGAUGCAUCCGAGCGCGCUCUGUUCUUAUUCUCCCGUUACAACACGUUACUGUGUCCAUUUUGAAAAUAUGUAACACACACACACAAUCCCGGGGGCCGCGGAGGGGAAAAAGGGAUUAGAUAUGCAAAGGGGAGAACUGGCUCAUAAGUAAAGGGGAAAAAAAAAAAAAGAAUAAGAAUAGUGGUUCACGAGCUAUCAAAAAAAUUGCUCGUGUGGACGUUGUAACCGCUGUCAUUGAUACAUAAAAAAAAAAUAAAACAAAAAAAAAUAAAAAAAAAUAAAAAACAAGAACAAAAACUAAUAAUAAUUAACGAAGAAAGAAGAGAGAAAACAGAUCUAUUUGUUAAGAUGCAUUGAAUUUAUUUGAUGCUUCAGUGUAAUUUUUAAUUUCUUUAUGUUUGUCCUUAUAAGAAUAACGAAUAAAGAUUAUAUCGGAUAUCAACCACAACAUGGCGAAGGGUUUUGAAUUUCGCACCUCUCUGCCGAAAUCUGUCGUCCAAAAACCGAAUUUCUCUCAGAGACCGCAACAGCGGUCUCUCAUAAUAAUAUAAUACACGAUUAUAUACAUGAACAACGGUGGUAUAUAUAUUUGUUACCGCUCGUCGAAAGAAAGUGUGUGUCCUUCCCGACGACACACCGUCUCAGAUUAUUAUAUUAUAAUCGAGUUGUGAAAUUCUCUCUCCGAGUUCAGGCUGAUCGCGGGUUGUCAUGUUAUAAACUACUAUUGUUGAGCACGUAAUACUUAUAUCCACACACACACACACACACAGAGACACACAAUACAUACAUUACACAGUCUAUAUAGAAUAUUUACAUAACUGUGCCUUAGAACUAGAGGCAAUAUAGCGUACAACACGAUUUCAAUCUUCUUACUAGCUUCUUCCAUCGUGUUCCGAGUGUUAUUUCGUUUCACACCCCGUUUCCCACACUGAUUUUAGGUUUCGAUAAACUUACAUUAGCGAACCGCAAAUUCCAUGUUUCGCGCGCGAUUGUAAUAUACGUUUGUUAUAUCGGAGGGGAGGGUUAAAACGUUUUUCUCUCCAUUAUAUUGAAUUAUUACACAUAGAGAGAGAGAGAGAGAGGUGCGAACGCCUCACCGCGCGCGCGACGUUCUCACGUCUGUCGUAUUAUCAACUUAGAGAGAUAAACGCGGUAUAUUAGUCGAAGUCGAUUUUUUUUUUUUUUUUUUUUUCCCCAAUCACCGCGAGUGCUUGAUAUAUCGGUGUACGUGUGUAAGCUUCCUGUGUACGAGUUUCCGAUUAGAGACACGAGAUUAUUAUCCAGACGCCGCUUCUCCGUUUCUCUCGAUUAUUAUUUUCCUGUGAUUACACGUUUCGGACUCGGCGGCGCGCGAAAGAAAUUCUUACGGGCUCGAGCGAGCGAGCGAACGCGGGAGAGAUGAAGAGAUCUCGAAUCGCGCGAGCUCCGUCCCACACACAAAUUUCUGUUACUUCUUACAAGCGUUUUUAAUGUCCCGCGCGCGCAUUGAUUAUACUCGAAGAAACAAAAUUUAUAAUAUCCAUAUGUCGCGUCUUUGUAAAAGGAAGAUAUUGUAACAUAUGAAUUUUUGAAAUAUAUGUAUGAUGUAUAUGUAUAUAUAUAUAUAUAUAUAAACACGCGCCUGUGAGAAGAGGCAAAAAAAAAAAAAAAAAUACCGCGCGUUUCUCAUCUCGUGCGAGUUAAACCACACAUUAUAGAUAUGUAUUCUCCGUAUUAUUCCGUAGUAGAAAAGAACAAAUGAUACAACCACAAGUUAUAGCGGGCAUAAAACAACAUUUCUCAGAUGUUACAUUCGAGAGAGAAAGAGAGAGAGAGAGAGAGAGAGAGAGAAAGAAAGAGAGAAAGUUUAUUACAGAUACAAUUUGUUAUACAUAAUGAUCUAUUAUAUAUGAUUGUUAUACGUCGGAUUUUAUGUACAAUUAGCGAGAUUUUUGCGAUUUUGCUUCAUGCGCAUAGAUACGAGACCGCACCGUCGGUCACGCGCGCGCGCGCAAGAGAGAGAGAUACUCAUCUGUGAAAACAGCGAUUUCGUUGAUAUUCGUGUUUGAAUAAAAAAGAAAAAAAGUAUUCCACUGAGGAGAAUGUAACACAUAGACUUCUGAUGUUUUUAGCGCUGUAGCGAGAUAUAUUGUGUAUUCGUGAUUAUAAAUAACUGUUCCUUCAAUUAUAUUUAUAGACGAUUA
Pseudomyrmex gracilis is the source of this 4204-nucleotide messenger RNA. It is a transcript of the gene Vap33, whose product is annotated as vesicle-associated membrane protein-associated protein A. The record is from RefSeq and is a predicted model, not a curated record. Gene Ontology annotation, molecular function: FFAT motif binding. Gene Ontology annotation, cellular component: plasma membrane; endoplasmic reticulum membrane. The transcript is spliced from 6 exons. NCBI's taxonomy places the organism in Eukaryota, Metazoa, Arthropoda, Insecta, Hymenoptera, Formicidae. Gene Ontology annotation, biological process: endoplasmic reticulum membrane organization. The coding region runs from base 315 to 1103 and encodes 262 amino acids.